This is a messenger RNA of Phytomonas sp. EM1, 225 nucleotides long. NCBI's taxonomy places the organism in Eukaryota, Euglenozoa, Kinetoplastea, Trypanosomatida, Trypanosomatidae. The record is from the annotation of a GenBank genome assembly.
AUGUGGCAAAAUGAAACGUUUACCUUCCUUGCUAUCGGAUCAUUAAACACUUUUUGUAUUACUUCUCUACCUCCAUUUUUAUUUUUAUUUUUUAGUUUAUUAAUGAAUUUCUUUUUAGUCUCCAUCUCUGACCAAGCAAGAAAAUACGCAUUUCUACCUUAUAUAUAUAUAUAUAAUUUUUUGUAUCAAUAUUUUUCACUAUUGAAAGGAAGACUACAUUGGUGA